Penicillium soppii is the source of this 1077-nucleotide messenger RNA. Its product is annotated as type I glyceraldehyde-3-phosphate dehydrogenase. Gene Ontology annotation, biological process: glucose metabolic process. NCBI's taxonomy places the organism in Eukaryota, Fungi, Ascomycota, Eurotiomycetes, Eurotiales, Aspergillaceae. Gene Ontology annotation, molecular function: oxidoreductase activity, acting on the aldehyde or oxo group of donors, NAD or NADP as acceptor; NADP binding; NAD binding. The coding region runs from base 1 to 1077 and encodes 358 amino acids. The record is from RefSeq and is a predicted model, not a curated record. The transcript has 5 exons.
AUGGCCCCUUCCAUUGACGAGAUUGCUCAUGGCCAGGUGGAGGCCACCUCGUCAUGCAAAGUUGGAAUCAAUGGCUUCGGUCGUAUCGGCCGCAACGUCCUCCGCGCAGCCCUAGUCCGAUCUGACAUUCAAGUCGUCGCCAUCAACCACACCUGCAUCUCAGUCGAAGACCUCAUCUACCUCAUCCGCUAUGAUUCAUCAAUGGGUGACCUCGACGACCGAACCCCCAUUCACGUCCUUUCUGACACACUGAUCACCAUCAACGGCAAACAAAUAGCCCUAACCUCCGAGCGCGACCUGAAGAAGCUCAACUGGUCCGCUUUGGGAGUAGACUAUGUCCUCGAAUGCACGGGAAAAUUCACUAAGCGAGAGCUCGCCCUCGACCACGUCACCUACGGCCAGGCAAAGCGUGUUCUCAUCUCCGCUCCUAGCUCGGACUCGCCUACCUUUGUGUACGGCGUCAACUCAGACGAUUAUACACCCACAGAAGACUGCCGCGUCGUCUCGAACGCAAGCUGCACUACUAACUGCGUGACGCCUGUUCUGAAGGUGCUUCAAGGUUCAUUUGGUGUUACACAGGGAUUCCUGACAACCAUUCAUGCGGCUACCAGAUCGCAGCAGGUUUUGGAUGGAUAUAGUAAGAAGAAUAAGCGGCUGGGACGCGGUGUCUUCAACAACAUCAUCCCUACCACCACCGGCGCCGCAAAGGCCGUCGCCGCCGUUCUGCCCGAACUAAAGGGCAAGGUCACUGGUGUCUCGAUUCGAGUGCCUACCCCCAACGUCUCAAUGAUCGACCUCACAAUCUGCACCGAGAAGCCGACCUCGCUGGCCGAAGUCAUCGCUGCCUUCCGACGAUCUUCCAAGCUCGACAUGGCCGGUGUCCUCAAAGUUGCCGAUGAGGAGCUUGUGAGCAGUGACUAUAAUGGUAGUCCCUACAGCGCCAUUAUCGAUGCUCCGUCGUGUAUGGAGCUGAACCCUCAGUUCUUCAAAAUCAUGGCUUGGUACGAUAACGAAUGGGGAUACUCUAACAGAUUGCUGGACUUGACGACUCAUGUGCAUGCCCAGGAGGCUAUUUGA